Molecule: messenger RNA, 636 nt
Organism: Leishmania braziliensis MHOM/BR/75/M2904
Lineage: Eukaryota; Euglenozoa; Kinetoplastea; Trypanosomatida; Trypanosomatidae
Exons: 1
Coding region: 1-636 (211 amino acids)
Molecular function (GO): GTP binding; GTPase activity
Source: RefSeq, a predicted model, not a curated record
AUGUUGUCCAUCAGCCGCAGCUCCACUCCGACAACGGGACCAUCGGCCUCUGCACGAAAGUUCAAGCUGGUCCUGCUGGGCGAGAGCGGCGUCGGCAAGUCGUCUGUCGUGCAGCGCCUGAUGAGGAACGCCUUCAGUGCGAGGCCGCACAGCACUGUCGGCGCCUCUUUUUUUCGUUAUACGUGCAGCGUGGCGGACGGCACGGCUGUCCACUUUGACAUAUGGGACACUGCGGGGCAGGAGCGCUUCAGGAGCCUGGCCGCCAUGUACUACCGCGGUGCCGCAGCGGCGCUCGUCGUCUUCGACAUCGUCUCCGCCGAUACGUACGAGAGAGCAAAGCACUGGGCCCGAGAGCUGCACAUCAACUCCCCAGAGACGCUUGUGAUGCUGGUCGGAAACAAGAAGGACUUGGAGAGUGAACGGCAGGUGCCUGUGGAAGAGGCGCAACAAUGCGCGGCGGAGAUGGGUGCCAUGUACCAUGAGACUAGCGCACGCAGCGGCGACGGGGUACAGGAGGCGUUUCACGCCGUCGCUGCGAAGCUGAUUGAAACGAACAGCAGCGUCAACGUGCGCGAGGGUGGUGUCUUGGGCCACACAGAGAACGCGGUACCGCGUCAUGGAAGUGAAUGCUGCUAG